AUCUUCAUCAUCAUAACCAUCACCAUGUCUUGUCGUCCCAGGUAUUGAUUUGAUCUAUUUCCGAUAGUACCACUAGCAAUCCAAACAAUAACCUGUUGAUUUGGUCCCCGAUGCAUUAACUGAUCUGGGUUUCGAUGUUAUUAAUGGAACCCAUGAAUUGUAUAUGGAUGAUUUGGAGUUAGAUUUAGGGUUAGGGUUUGGUUCUGUAGAGACACACUAUGGUAAUUUUGUUUUUGUUGUUGAAACUAUUGGUGGCAGUGAUGUUGAGGUAGAUGUUGGUGGUGAUGAUGAUGAUUUCCCUGUGGAGAGGAAGGUUGAGAGAAGGGUUUCAAGUUUGGCUUCCAGCGGGGCUACCUCCACUGUUGGUGGGGUUGAAGUCAAACUUGAACCCCACAGGGAAAGUGUUAGGCUGGUUGGCUUUGAGUCAGAUUAAGAGGACAAUGACAAUGGGGCUUUGGCUGUAGAUUUGAAUUCAGGUGAUGAGUAUGGUAUGGAUCAUGUCGAUGGUUAUGAUGAGGAUGAGAUACUGAGAGAUAUAGUAGGGUUUUUUUUUUUUUUUUCAAUUUCUUUGUGACAGUUUCCCCUUUCUUUUUUUAUUUUUUUUUUGAACAAAUUCCCAAUGGAUCGGAUUCCAACGUUUUGCCCUGAAAAGAAUACACUUAUAUAUGGCCUGACGUCACUGAAUUUGAAGACUCAAAUGCGACAGUUUCUCCUUUCUUUGUAUUUUGUUUGAUUUUAAAUGAAAUUAUUUGCAUCUU
Rubroshorea leprosula is the source of this 758-nucleotide messenger RNA. The record is from the annotation of a GenBank genome assembly. Lineage: Eukaryota; Viridiplantae; Streptophyta; Magnoliopsida; Malvales; Dipterocarpaceae.